UGGUAUUAUAUUCCUCUAUCACAGGGCCAUACAGUACUGCUGAUAAGUUCUGUAAUACCGUUCGAUAGCUUUCAAUGAUUCUCUUUUCUCAAUACACGACCGAGAGCAAAGCACGUAACCAACACCCACAACAGUACGGCCCCGCGUGUGAGGGGUCAAACUAGAAUUGGUUGUGGAUAUGUACUGUUAGAAGUAGAAUUACAAAAAAUCACGGGCGAUGAGUGCGAUGAAUGCAGCGCUGGUUUUAUUUUUCCUUUUUAGAGCGAUCCUUGCUGACAGUUGUACAGAUUUGUGUGUAUGUGAAUUUGAAGUUGAGGACGUGAUAAUCAAAUGUAAAGGUGGAGGUAUAGACCACGUGCCGACGGAUCUACCUGGCAAUGUCACAGAACUGUACCUGAGCGGAACCGCCAUUACCAAAGUACACACUGGAGCCUUCAGGAUGUACCCGAAUCUCACACAAAUAUUUUUCCGAGAUCUACGAAAACGUCCAUGUUACUUAGAGAGUUUGGAGGGUGAUAGCUUUAGUCAUCUGGACAACCUCCGUGUGAUUGGAAUCAUUGGCUGUGAGAGGCUCCGUAAUAUUGGACCGGGUGUGUUCGGAGAGUUCCAGCGUCUCGAUACUAUACAGGUGUACCGGAGCGGACUUACCCGAGUACCAAACAUGGAGAGCUUCAGCACGAGGAACAGAGAUACAAAUGAAAUCAUGCAGGAGAUAGAUUUUUCAAAUAACAAGAUAGAGGCGAUCGAGGAACACGCGUUUAUGUCCAUCAAAACCAACCUUCUUAAACUGGACAAUAACAGAAUAGGGAAAAUCGAGAAAAGUGCAUUUUACGAAGCGCAGAUUGUAAACCUGCAGAUCAGCGACAAUCCAGCGCUCACAGUUCUAGAGGAUGGCGCCUUCUCGGCAAUCCAUGAUUUAAAGAAACUAGACUUGUCCCGAACCGCCAUCACGAGCCUGCCCGCAUCCGGGAUAUCGGAGGUUGAGGAGCUGAUAUUGAAAGACACGAAAUCCCUACGUCACUUCCCGUCCGUAUGGACGUUCAAAAAAAUCAAAAAGGCACGGCUGUACUAUCCUCAUCAUUGCUGUGCCUUUCUUAUCCCGGAGAAGGAAAGUCCUGAAAAACGUCGAGAUCAAAAACAGCGUGCGUAUGAAGAGGCUCAGCGCCGGAUACAUCAGGACUGUGCCACAUCCACGACACCCACCACACAUCAUCAGACAGACAGUACUACCCCGUUUGGACGGCGACGGCGGAAGCGGAAAUAUGAUGAUCUUUUAGGGAACGAUGUAACAGACAAUCUGACAGAGCUCGACUUCGAGGAAAUGUGGGGCGUUCUGCCGACGGACGUUCCCUCUCGUAUCGAUACACUCCAUUGGUAUCAACCACCUGUCCCAGAAAACAAACGUCAGCUGCAUGUAAAGUGUGGAGUCAUUUACCGCGAGGAAAACUACAGAGAGGUGGAUUGUACGCCGACACCGGAUGCGUUCAAUCCGUGCGAGGAUGUCAUGGGGUAUGAGUGGCUCCGAAUAUUUGUUUGGUUUGUUGUCAUGGCAGCAAUCUUUGGUAAUAUCGUGGUCUUGUUGGUGCUCGCUUCAAGCAAAAGAAAAAUGACCGUACCAAAAUUUCUCAUGUGUAAUCUAGCUUUUGCUGACUUUCUUAUGGGUAUUUAUUUGUUACUACUGGCAUCUAUCGACGUUCACACACUUGGAGAAUAUUUCAACUAUGCUAUAUUGUGGCAAAACGAAGGCGGAUGUCAAACAGCUGGCUUCUUGACCGUCUUUUCGUCCGAGUUAUCCAUUUUUACACUUACCGUCAUUACACUGGAACGUUGGUAUGCUAUCAGCCACGCCAUACAUCUUACAAAGAGGCUUAAACUGCGUCAGGCCGUUUGUGUGAUGGCGGCCGGCUGGCUGUAUGCUAUCAUUAUGUCCAUGCUUCCUCUAGUAGGUAUCAGUAACUAUGGUAACGUCAGCGUAUGUCUACCAAUGCAGAUUGACAACGCGACUGAUCAGGCUUAUGUCAUAUCCUUACUCAUGAUCAAUGGCGUUGCGUUCCUUUGCAUCUGCUGUUGCUACAUCAAUAUGUAUUGGCAGGUACGAAACAGCGAUUCCACGGCACGGAGUAACGACGCGACUAUUGCCAAGCGGAUGGCUAUGCUUGUCUUUACUAACUUCGUCUGCUGGGCUCCAAUCGCGUUCUUCGGACUUACAGCUUCCGGUGGCCUCCCGCUCAUCGACAUAUCGAACUCGAAAAUCCUUCUGGUAUUCUUCUAUCCCUUGAACUCUUGUGCAAAUCCAUUUUUGUAUGUAAUAAUCACUAAACAAUUUCGAAAAGACAUGUUUGCGAUCCUUGAUAAAUACGGCAUUUGUAAGGAUAAGGCGAGCAAAUAUAAAUUAACUGUGACAAGUAAAUCUUUAACUCAGUCUAGAAAAGAUAGCUUGGCGCUACAUAACGUUAUUCAUCCAACAAACAGUUCCAUCACUCAAGUCUCCAUGAGUUUCAAAGGCUCAAAAAAUUCACUCAAGAUUAGUACUGGUGGUCCGUCACCAAAUCUUACGCCUAAGGGAACACCAAAAGACGCAGAAUCCCCAAUCGUUACUCAAGUGCGGAACGAUCUAAUAGACAGUCAGUGUGAACGAAAACUUAGUAUUGUCCGAGAAACAAACGUAUCAUCCGAUGAGCUAACAAGGAGGUACUCGGAUUCUCAAGAGACGAGCACCCCGCCAUCCUUCACAAGAAGUCCAAGCGAAUAUGUCAUCUUUUUCCCUGGCAGUAGAAAGAGCAGUGGGCAUCAAGGGCGUCCUUCGUAUGGUCAUCAGUUUAGCUCAGAUACCUACUCGUCUAGUCAAAGUGGCAAUUUCACAGAAACAUCGUACCUAAGCGAUGUCUACACCGAUGCCUCCAAUACGUGGGAACUCCGUGAGGACGUUCCCGGGUCGACUACUGCAGACACGUUUUAUCCGAUCUCUGAAGAAAUCUCGGAAUCUCUCCCUCUGAACCACAGUCUACAAGUUACAAGCGACGUGGUUUUGGAAAGUGAAGACGAUGACGACGAUGAGGGAAAGGUUCGCCAAGCUUUACUUGGACAAACUGGCGAGGACGGAUCCAGAGAACCACGCCACAGUCUCACGACUAGAUUCGUUCACUUCAAGAUGGCGGAUGAUGACGAGGGUAUUGACGUCACGGAGAAGAGAUGAGUUCCUAGAGAGACAGGGCAUUAUUUCUACAUUAUUUCUAUUAAAUAAUGAACAUUCCUGCCAAGCGGUGUCCUCACGAAUCUGAAGAAACUGCUCUAGCCAUAAUAUGGCGAUCGCCCUGUGACAGACCGCUUCCGUCUUAAAAAUUUACUUGUUUGGACAUAAGAACGGACACCAUAUCCGAUAUUCCGUUGUUGUUUUUUUGUGUUGUCGUUUUCAUGUGUUGUAAACUGUCAUUCGUCCGUGAAUAUAUAUUUGUUUCCAUACUGAAAUCGUUUUAUCAUUCCAAAUAGCCAGAUCGUGUCAUAAUACUUUGAUUAGGUGAAUGUUUCGUUUAGAAUGUGUAAAUGUGUUGAUACAGUACUCAUUAUUACAACUGCAAUUGGAAGCGUUUUAAACUUCACCGGCGACGCCCGCCAUGUAAAUCCAGUCUAAAUCCAGAUAAUGUCGUUCUGAAGACGAAGACUUUGAAGGUUAAUGUCGCCAAUCAUGUUACUAGUAGUCGAGCCAAUUAACCUCCAUACCAUACAUGGAAAUAUAACACCCGGUGAUGUUAUGAUGUCGAACAUAUAACUUCGUAAAUAUCGUCUUCGCCAACUUGCAUCUCUCGGAAACUUGCAAGUUAUUUUCCUAUCAACAGCUGACAUCCAUGACAAAAACCACGAGAAUGGAAACAAUCUGUUGACUAUGGAAUCAACCAUACCAUGUUAAAACUGUGGUUAGGGGUGAAAUUAGUCAAACGUUCGUCAUAGUAAAUGCAUGUGUACAGCGAUAUAACCACACUUCUAACUGCUCGGGAGUUCUCUUAAUGAGUUAUUUGAACUAAAGGUGCAACAAUUAUUAAUCGCUAAAUAAUUUCAGUAUAGCCUGUACAGUAAUGAUUAUUUUGUUAAAAGAAAAUUAAAAUAGAAAUUGCUUUAAAAAGAGCUUUUAAUUGUUGUUGGCAUAACUACUUAGUUUAGCUUACUUUGAGUCACAUGGUUUGAUACAAUAUAUGCUGUAUUUCUGUGUUCAAUUGUGUGAGUUUCUAGUCAAGGCAUACUGUAUCAUCCUAUUGCCAUCGGUAUCAGUUUAAUGGUCUACUCUAUGUAAGGGAGAAGUGGUAUCUAUUGUAUCACUGGACAAGGGCACUAGCGCAGAUUUUUAAUAUAUAUGAGAUGUUUGUAUAUUGUUGAAAUAUGACUAUCAGAGUUAUUGUUAUGUAAGUGAUUUAAAAACAUUUAAUAAAGUUGUAUUUUUGACGUACUACGAUA
Messenger RNA from Pecten maximus, 4449 nucleotides. RefSeq names its product follicle-stimulating hormone receptor-like. Lineage: Eukaryota; Metazoa; Mollusca; Bivalvia; Pectinida; Pectinidae. Gene Ontology annotation, molecular function: G protein-coupled receptor activity; protein binding; protein-hormone receptor activity. Gene Ontology annotation, cellular component: membrane. Bases 218 to 3196 code for a protein of 992 amino acids. The transcript is spliced from 9 exons. The record is from RefSeq and is a predicted model, not a curated record. Gene Ontology annotation, biological process: G protein-coupled receptor signaling pathway.